Molecule: messenger RNA, 1655 nt
Organism: Striga asiatica
Lineage: Eukaryota; Viridiplantae; Streptophyta; Magnoliopsida; Lamiales; Orobanchaceae
Source: the annotation of a GenBank genome assembly
AUGGCACCUACCAAAUUCCACAAGAUUGGCAUCAUCGGUUGUGGCAUUAGCGGCAUAGCCGCAGCCAAGCAGCUUUCCGAACACGAGCCCGUGGUUUUUGAGGCCACUGACUCCAUAGGAGGGGUUUGGAGACACUGUUCCUAUGCUUCAACCAAAUUGCAAACCCCUCGUCGUGAUUUUGAGUUCUCCGAUUUUCCUUGGACUCAAAGGGACUACGCAACUUUUCCUUCUUAUCAAGAAAUAUUGGACUAUUUGCAUUCGUACGCCACAUACUUUGACUUCAACUCAAAGGUAGUCGAACUUCGUUACAUUGGCGAAUCUGAAAAUUCGGGUGAAUAUGGGAAUUUAUUCCUCGGUCAUCCCGUGUGGGAAGUCGGAGUUAAGACCAGCCAAUCUGAAAAUAUUCAGUAUUAUUUCUUUGUACAUGAUAUGACAAAGUGGUACGCAUUCGAGUUUCUGGUGAUUUGUACUGGAAAGUAUGGCGAUGUGCCUGCAAUACCGAAAUUCCCAGAAAACAAAGGCCCUGAAGUAUUUGAAGGUAAAGUCCUGCACACUAUUGACUACUGUAAGCUCAACCAGGAUGAGUCAACUCAGUUGCUCAAAGAUAAGAAGGUUGUCAUAUUUGGCUACAAGAAAUCGGCUAUAGAUUUGGCGGUUGAAUGUGCUGAAGCAAACCAAGGAGGCGAAGGGCAAGCUUGCACAAUGGUUGUGAGGACUUUACAUUGGACGGUCCCACAUUACUCGAUUUGGGGUUUGCCAUUUUACUUGUUCUAUUCAACAAGGGCUUCUCAGUUCAUAUACGAUCGCCCAAAUCAAAGCUUAAUCCGAUCUCUCCUCUGCCACAUCCUCUCUCCUAUGAGAAGGGUAGUUUCGAAAUUGAUUGAGUCCUACUUAACGUGGAAGCUCCCGUUGGAUAAGUACGGGCUGAGGCCCGAACACCCGUUUUUGGAAGACUACGCUUCGUGCCAGAUGGCCAUAUUGCCUGAGAAUUUCUUCUCGGAGGCCGACAAGGGCAAAAUAGUCAUAAAAAGAUGUGCUUCGAAAUGGUGGUUUUGGGAGAGAGGAGUUGAGUUGGAGGAUGGGGAAAGGCUGGAUGCUGAUGUGGUGGUUCUUGCAACUGGUUUUGAUGGCAAAGAUAAGUUGAAAGCAAUAUUUCCGGACUCAUUUCGUGCUCUACUGGACUUCACUUCCGGCAUGAUGCCCUUGUACAGAGGCACGAUCAACCCAUUGAUACCAAAUACGGCAUUUGUUGGGUACAUAGAAAGUGUGUCAAACCUCCAGACAGCUGAAAUACGGUGCAAGUGGCUAUCUCGUCUGCUGGCUGGCCAUUUCAAACUCCCGAGCAUGGAGCGAAUGCUUUGGCACAUAACAGAGGAGAUGGAGAUAAUGAAGAAGGCCACAAGGUUCUUCAAAAGGAGUUGCAUCUCAACUUUCAGCAUCAACCACACUGACCAGAUUUGUGAGGAAAUGGGGUGGAACUCUUGGAGGAAACCUAACUGGCUUGCUGAGGCUUUUAGCCCUUAUACCAGCCAAGAUUAUCGACAACACAAAAAAUAGAAAUUCAUCACUAAAUGCUAUUAUCUAUUUAUGACAAGUAGUUGCUUCUAUCAUGAAAUCAAGAGUUCAUAACUCAUAAUAGUUUUUUUUUUUUUUUU